Diabrotica virgifera virgifera (western corn rootworm) is the source of this 1953-nucleotide messenger RNA. RefSeq lists its product as uncharacterized. The transcript is spliced from 2 exons. Gene Ontology annotation, molecular function: DNA binding. Gene Ontology annotation, biological process: DNA recombination; DNA integration. Lineage: Eukaryota; Metazoa; Arthropoda; Insecta; Coleoptera; Chrysomelidae. Bases 1089 to 1499 code for a protein of 136 amino acids. The record is from RefSeq and is a predicted model, not a curated record.
UAAAAAAGGCUAAAUGGAAGAAUAAAUCAAUGAGAAAUUUAUGAUCCGAAAAUUUAAAACUUCUACAGCUGGAAUUAAGUUUCUGGUGACAACCUGAAUUCGUGCCUUCUAAAAUUUCCAAGCAAACGAACGAUGAAGAAAGCAGAUAGUGGAAACCUAAGAUUCCAUUCCACAACCCGUCAGUUCAUUUAGGCAAAAUUCCAUCGAAUAAGAAUAAUAAAUAUUUCAUAAACCAGAACAACUAAAUAAUACCCAACAAAAACCACAACAAGAACCACACAUGCAGAGGCGGCUCUAGCGCAUGUAGCGCCCGUGUGCAGUCGAUGCCCUGGAGCCCUUUGAUAGACGCGCAGUCAAAAUGGAAUAAUCGAAUGUGUACCUACCUAGUACCAGUACUAAGGGUUUUAGAGGGUAUUAGGUACGCUUAUAAUGUUAACGAAUAUCCAGAUGGAAAUAGUGCAAUAGUAAAUGAUGUCGGGAGCCAAUAGGUAUUCACGGCGUCAGAACAACCUAGGUACUCGUUAAAAAUAUUUAAUUAAAAAUGAAGUUUUUUAUCUACAGGUAAAGUUGAAAAUUGGUUGAGGAAAUUUGACAGGUUUGACUACACGAGUAACUAGUACUUUUAGGAAGGAAUUGGUUAGAUGAAUAAAAAAGAACAAAUUUGUGAUUAUUUAAAAUAGUAUAUUACAUAUCUAGCGGGAAAGUACUCUAUUUCAGCCGAGCGGCAAGGUAGUUUACCGAGGUGCGAAGCACCGAGGUAAACUACAGACGCGAGGCUAGAAUGAGUUCCCGCGAGGUUUGUAUACUACUUUACUCACAAUCGGUUAGUAGUUUAUGGAUUUCUAAUACUCACAAUCUACCAAUAAUAAUUUCAUUUCAAAUAUCUGCCAUCUACGCCACCAGAACUGCGGGUAGCUGCAGAGAGAGCUACUGAAUGAAUAAUUACUGAAAAAAGCAGGGAGAGGUAUGAAAACACCUAUGAACUAUACAGUAAAUGGUGCGUGGCUAAAGGUGUGCAGCAUACCUCUGAGAGGGUACUUCUUGCUUAUUUUAGCUCCACAGCCUCCACAUUAUGGUCAAGAUAUUCGAUGUUGCGAGCAGUAUUGAACUUUAGGCAUAAUGUUGAUAUUAGUAAAUACGCAAAAUUGCGGGCAUUUUUGAAAAGGCAGAAUAUGGGAUAUCAAGCUAAAAAGUCAAGUGUUUUUUCUGAAGCAGACAUCGAUACAUUUUUAAACAAUGCCCCGAUAGAAUAUCUUCCUCAAAAGGUUCCUUUAAUUAUUGGCAUUUCCGAAGCCUGUAGGUGCGAUGAACUUUUAAAAAUGAAAAUAAGUGACCUGGAUAUUUUAGAAAAUCGAAUUAUAAUAGUGAUUCCUGUCACAAAAACCCACUCUUCCCGUACAUUUGUAAUUACAAAAUCGGAAUGGAUAAAAAUAAUAAAGCAAUUCUGUGCUGUGACCUUCGUAAUAACGUUGACUCUGAUAGAUUUUUUUUACAAAUAAGAUUUGGUAAAAUUACUCGACAGCCUUUUGGGCAUAAUGCUAUAGUUUUCCCAAAAAAAAUAGCAACUUAUUUAAAGUUGGAAAACGUUAACAGGUUUACAGGACAUUGUUUUAAACGUACUUCAGCAACAUUAUUAGCAAAUACAGGUGGAGACAUCCUACAGUUGAAAAAGUUGGGGGGUUGGAACUCCAACACCGUAGCAGAGGGAUAUGUGGAGAAUUCAUUACAUGGACAAAUAAAAAUUGCUAAUAUGUUGUCUCAUGUAGAUAAUCCAGAAACAUCGGCGUCAUCAUCUAUUCCUGAAACUCAUAAUUUUGAGCAACACCGUCUUACUUUAACCGUUAAUAGUAAUCAUAAUUCCAAUGUAACUAUUAAUAUUUAUAAUUCCAAAUAGUUUUCUUUUUAUUAUUAUUGUUGUUGUUUCUUAAUUAAAUAAAUGUUGAGUGGAUUCUA